AUGCCAGAGACUGACGCCGCCCUCACCAAACGCCCAGAACGCAAGGGUGGAAUUGUUGUUGAGGAUGAUAUGAGGGCUCCCUUCACAUUACAGGAUUAUGUGAAAGUUGGAGCUGAUUUUUGUCCAGGGAUGAAUCGUCCGGCCGGACGUGGUUUUAUCCAGGAGAGAGUCUCCUAUAAAGCAUAUCACCGAUCACAUGUUUCCAAGGUCGUGGGAAUUGCUGUGACUGCUUGUACUUGGUGGAUUGUAAUGUCACUGGAUCGUCAGAAGGGACCCCUGAUGAUCCAAAGUUUGCACUGA
Molecule: messenger RNA, 300 nt
Organism: Cylindrotheca closterium
Lineage: Eukaryota; Bacillariophyta; Bacillariophyceae; Bacillariales; Bacillariaceae
Source: the annotation of a GenBank genome assembly